AUUCCUUAACUUUUUUAUAUUUAAUAAGUAUAUGGAUUAAUUAAAAGGAAUAGGAAUUUAAGUGUUCUAUACUAUAUUAAAAUAACAUAGAAGAAAGUUAAGACCUGAAAUGAGAAUACUAGGUGAUGCUUAUGUAAAAGAGGAAUUUAGAUAAGCAAAUUAAAAGGCAAAUUAAGAAUAAUAUAUAGAAUUUUUAAAGAGAUGGUAUAUAUUUAAAUAAUAUUGAAAAGGGCUAUUUAUAUUGAAGAAUUAGAUCAAUCUAAAUUGAUUGGUAGAGAUUUAACUUCAGAGGAAAAAUCAUUAUUGAAUGAUGAAUAAAUAGAAAACUUAGCUAAGUUAAAAGAAUUCUCAAAAUAAUAAAAAUCUGAAUGA
This is a messenger RNA of Paramecium sonneborni, 372 nucleotides long. Lineage: Eukaryota; Ciliophora; Oligohymenophorea; Peniculida; Parameciidae. The record is from the annotation of a GenBank genome assembly.